AUGCACUCCGACCUGUGUGGCGAGGGUCAGGUCCAGUCCAAAGCCUCACAUGGGGAAUGGGUUGGUGUCUUCUUCACGCUCUCUCUGCAGGUGGUGUACUACGUGUAUGCCGUGUUUGGGAUCUGGCUGUUUGAGGGAGUCAUCAAACCUCCUCCAGAGAUGAGUGGGAUCUCCAAUACCUCCAUGGAGAACAUCACCUCUAACUUCAGCAUGCAGUGUGGCACCUAUGAGCAGCUGGAAUACUGGCCAAACAACUUCGAUGACUUCGCUGCAGCCAUCAUUUUGCUGUACAAUGUCAUGAUAGUCAACAACUGGCAGGCCUUCCUAGAAGUAUACAGCAGACACACAACAGGGUGGUCGAAGAUCUACUUUGUGUGUUGGUGGCUCACCUCCUCUGUCAUGUGGGUCAACUUGUUUGUGGCAGUCAUUUUAGAGAACUUCAUCUACAAGUGGGACCGGAGUCACAGCUGCUCCGUCACCGAAGUGGAGAGGAUCAGAUAUGAAACCUCUGUUCAGUUCAUGUUCAGAGAGCAAAUCAAGGAGCCAACCGAAGAGGAAUUACUAUAUCAAUUAAACCAACACCCCCACUUACACCUACACUGGUGACACACACACACACACACACACACACACACACAC
This is a messenger RNA of Pseudoliparis swirei, 639 nucleotides long. Its product is annotated as two pore channel protein 2-like. The transcript is spliced from 7 exons. Gene Ontology annotation, cellular component: lysosomal membrane. Gene Ontology annotation, molecular function: monoatomic ion channel activity; voltage-gated channel activity. The record is from RefSeq and is a predicted model, not a curated record. Lineage: Eukaryota; Metazoa; Chordata; Actinopteri; Perciformes; Liparidae. The coding region runs from base 1 to 606 and encodes 201 amino acids. Gene Ontology annotation, biological process: monoatomic ion transport; transmembrane transport.